Drechmeria coniospora is the source of this 873-nucleotide messenger RNA. RefSeq lists its product as uncharacterized. The transcript has 2 exons. Bases 1 to 873 code for a protein of 290 amino acids. Gene Ontology annotation, cellular component: mediator complex. NCBI's taxonomy places the organism in Eukaryota, Fungi, Ascomycota, Sordariomycetes, Hypocreales, Ophiocordycipitaceae. Gene Ontology annotation, biological process: regulation of transcription by RNA polymerase II. Gene Ontology annotation, molecular function: transcription coregulator activity. The record is from RefSeq and is a predicted model, not a curated record.
AUGUAUCAGCUAUUCCUCACAGCCACGGUGGAGGAAGGUGACUUCCAAGCCGCCUGCGCAGUCUUGGGCGGUUUCUGCGCCAUGGCACCGUGGCAAACGGUCGACCGCGUCCUCUACUUUCAAGGUCCGCCACGGCCGACUGGCAUGUCGAAUCAGAACUCGAUCGAAAAGCCGAUGCGCAAGGACGUCGCUUUCCUCUACAAAGAUCUGCACCAAAACUUGAGCCGGCAGUCCUUUAUUCUCCAAGCGCGCUACGACGUCUCCAAGGACCGUCACAUGGGCCCUCAGGCGGAGCCGCUCGACCUCGAGACCUCGGCCGGCAUCCUACGGUGGAACGACUUUCCAGACCCUCCUCGCGGGAUACCGCUUCUCAUGCAGCGAAAGUUGGUGGAACUGUGGGAGCAAAAGAACCUGCCGUCGGUGAUGCGGGAUAACCAUUACCGGCAGGUCCCCCCUCGGGCCGUCAUCAAUACCUCGACGGAGAUCAUCGAGGAGGUCUACCGAUUUUUUCGUGACGAUGUUGAAUUUUGCUUCACUAGACAGUUCUUCCUCAAGCCCAUCGAGGAGUACACGCCGCUCGAAGGUCGCCAGCAGGCCCAGGCCAAGCCUUUGGCAACUCUGCCCUCGUGGGAUGCCUUGACGCCGGUCGACAUGCAGAACCGAUGGAUGCUCCAAGUCAAAGUGCAUGUGCUGCAAGACAACAAGCCGGACGAGAUCCGAAAGGCGCAGGAGCAACUCGUUUCCAUCCGCGGCGAGCUCGACGGUGUCUUCGACUUCAAAGCCAUCGACCGCAGGGUGCACGACACGAGAGUGGCGAUGCAGCAACAAGGCAUACAAGAGCUACCUCAGAAAGUCAUGCUGGGAAAGACGUGA